AUGGAACAAUUAUUUUACUUUGUCUUACUUCAAAAAACUCUCAAAUCUUGUCUAUCAGUUAUGAACAUCCCGACACUCAGAGAAUUCGACACAAAAAUGGAAUAUGAGGUAACAUAGAUAUUAUUAUGGAAAAGAUCAAACAGGAAAACUAUUUUGUGGAAACAUGUGAAGAUUUUGAUAUUUUCGCCAAUAUCCCCCGUUUGCCUUCCCCCUUAGAAAACAUGUGAUCCCAGAACAAAAACAUGUCGCCAUCUGAACCUAUCUGAAACCAUUUGAUUCUGAACCUAUCAUUAAGGAUGGUUUACACUAUCAAAGUUUCUGUGAUCACAGUAGGAAUUUUGCAUAGUUAAAUUCUACGUUUUGAAGGAUUUGUAAGAGAUGUUUGAGGAAACUGAUUCAGCGUUAAAUACUGAGUCAUUUCCAUCAAACAUUUCUUACAAAUCCUCCAAAACUUACAAUUUACCUAUGCAAAAUUCCUAUACUGUGAUCACAGAAACUUUGAUAGGGUAAACCAGUCUUUAUAGAUGCUGCGCGUUUGUCUACCCUAAUAUACAAACGAAUUUAUCGUAUGUUCUAUUUUCCCCACGAAUUUAUAGUAGAAAAUUCUAUUUUUCCUGUUUUAGAACACUCAGCUACGUGAAAAUAAGGAAGUACAGGGUGGAAGGUGUCUCAUUCCAUCUCAAUUAAGCAGCGUCAAUGAAUUGUGUUCAAAUUGCUGCCGGCCAUUAAGAAGCGGUAAAGAUACAGCGGAUAAAAGUAAGGAAGACUAUCAAACGUUUCAAAACAGUACAAUACUUCAUGUUCCCAAAAAUGAAAUACAAUACAACAGUUCAGACGAAGAACCGGCGUCAACGGUUUGUCAAAAUCAAAUUUGAAAAGAGCCCACGACUUUGAAGAUGAACAGCAAAACAAAAAGAGAAAAAAAGGAAAAAGUCUCUUCGCUUGUUUUAGUGGAAAAUGGUUAAGAAAUAACAAACGAUCCAAAAAGCGUUAGAGAUUACUUGAAUGAGUAUAAAUAUUAUGUAAAAGUUAUUUUCAAUAUAUAAAAAAUAGAAAAAGUUAUAGACCUCGAAUUGUAAAAGGAAUUAUAUGGAGUGAAACAAUUAUAUUUAUUUGCAUUAGAUCAGUUUUUUUCCUUGAACGUGUCAUUGCUAUAUCAUCUUAUUAAAUGGUUGAUUCUUGUUUUAGCCGUUACAGUGGCCAAGUAAAGUUACUUUUCUAUUUUUGGCGACCUGCGCAUAUGUGUGCACACCUACAGCUUAUCCAAGGUAUGCGCGACACGUUACCGAUUGUCGCAUAAUUACACUCGGCCAAAAAUACCAACACAGGUGUAAUACGAAACAAUACAUUUGAUUGUCACCCAAUUUGUUUCAAUAUUUUAAAAUUAUUCAACGCAUUCUGGCGUCCUCCGCAGGCAACCUUUUAAGGUAAUUAAAAUUAUCCCCCACAAUCCCCUAAUAUCACUCAGUAUUCUAAUCCACUCAGUAUUCUAAAAUGCUGAUCGGACAAAAUAUUGUGUAAUUCAGCCGUUUGCCACCGGGUUGCAUGUAGUUUAAAGUUUGACUGUGGUUCUGAUAGCUAGAACUUACUGCGAAUAGUUUACAGAAAAAUCCACAGUCUUAAAGUGAUUCAAUUAUAUUUUGUGGCAGUUCGCAUAGAGAUUAUAAAUAACAUUGGUGUUAUUUAUAAUCUCUAUGGCAGUUCGUGGACAUCGUUUUCCUGUCACCACAGCAACAGAAUGCAUUCAGCUAGCUAAUUUAAAUUCCGUUGCUAUGGCAAUAUAGAGUCAAAACAUUUUUCAGAAAUGAUUGACAAGCGAGUGAAAAACAACAACUCAGUUUUUUAAAAAGACUUUUUAGUUGGCUGUGAAACAGUUUUUAUGUGGAAAAGAGGUUGUAGAAAUAAUAGUCAAAUAUAAAAAUGUUUAAAAUUCCUAAACAAUUUUUGGAACACAAAAGCGAGAAAACGACAACUGUAUUUUCAAGUCUUGGUUGCAGGUAUAUUAAUGUUUUUCUUUACUUUUUAACUUUACAAUGUCAUGCAAACUUAAAAUAAUAUUUUUCACAUAUCUUCGUUUAGUUUUCGGUCUAUAAAGUUUUAGAUGGAAACUAUCAUAAUCUUUUUAGGGAUCAAACAGUUAUCCAAAACCUUUUGCAUGUAUAUUAAACAACAGCCUUGGAAAGAAGCCAAAAUGUAGUGGUUGCAAUUUUUUUGCAAAAUGUGAAAUACGAAAUAAUCUUUGAAUUAAAAUAAACUUGACGUACUUUCCAAAUAUAGAGUCAAUCCUGGUACAGCAUCGAAAUUAUCUGAUCAAGAUAAAGACCCGAUUCUGAUGCCUAAACCUCAUAUGACCGAGGCCCAGAGUCCAGAAGACCGAAAAGUGAUUGAAAACGAGAAACAAAUGCUUCAUGACAGUUCAACAGGAACAAAGGAGAAAUUUAAUUCCCAAUCUAGUUCUUGUAAAUAUGCAAUUGGUACAAUGGAAAUCAAGCAUUGUGCAAUAAAACCACUGGCACUGAAGAAAGAAUCAGAAAAAACAGCCAGUUCAUGCAAUGAACAUAGUGAACUUUCUAAAAACCAUACUGAAACCAAAAAAGAGGAAUUGAAGGAAAAGAAUAAUAGCAAAAGUAACAUAAACACAAGAAAUGCUUCGCAAAGUGCUGAAGGAAAACACGUUUCGAGUUCGGGAAAGGGUUCAGAAAGUCAAGUUUGUUUCCCUAAACAUUUGAUCACCGUACAAAUACCGAAGGUUUGCUCCUCCAAGCCACAAAUCACCCCACCACCAACACUGAACAGUCAAAUCUCUGAUAAGAAAGAAUCAGCGAAUGUAUCCAGUCUACAAAUACAAGUUAGCUCGUCAUCAGAUAAAAAUCAAACGCGUCUUUCAAAGCCAGUGAUAUCAGAGCCAGUGACUACAAAACCAUCACCAGAACAAGUUUGCUUCCCUCAAACUACGACAGCAACACCAGUAACCAGAUAUCAAGUUGGAUCUCUUGGCUUCAAAACAGCCACACCCAUAACGACGGUCCCUAUUCGUUCCGGUCUCAGAUUACUAUCAAUCAUAUCAACAGAGUCUGCUCCAAAAGUACAGAUAACUGCAACACCAACAUCAACACCAAAACCAACAGCAAAACAAUUACCUGAUAUAUCUACAGCAAAAGUACCAUCGACUAAAGAUGGUGUGUCCAUAUCACCUGGUAACACAUCAAAAACUUCUACAAUGGCCAAAUCAACAGUCAGCACUCAACAAUCACCAACACUAAAAGCUGGUAUCCAUCCCAAUUCACCAUUAACCACACCGAAAACACCAACAACGGUGGUCGCUAAUCCAUCAUCAACUACAACACCACAGAAAUCAACAAUAGAUACGUCACUUACGACAACACCACAAAAACCAUCCUCGACUAGUUUGUCCAAUGUAGUGAUCGUAUCACCACAGACAUCACCGAUCAAAAACGUAGUUGGUACUCUUAGGUCACAUAUCACAACACCACAAGCAACAAAAGGUGUAGCUGCCAAUACACCCACUUCACUAAUUUCGAUGGCCACUCCAGUUUGCUCGUCACAAAUAACACCACCGUUGAAAGAAAAUGAAUCACCAAGAACACCCCAAAGUGAACCGACGUUUAAGACAUGGAUACCUCCGCCUGAUAUAGAUCCUAUGAGUCAGACAUUUCUCAGAAUGCCUUUCAUCUAUCAAAGUUUACAAGUCCAAUGUAACCAUGGUAACCGACCUCACGUGAAGAGACCUAUGAAUGCGUUCAUGGUGUGGGCGAAGAAAAACAGAUCCUCCAUAGCAAAGAGGUAACGUGUUAGUUUAGUAUGAAGGUAAUAAAUAAUACUUGUGAAAUCCAUGAAUAGGUUACCCAUACAAAAUAUGAAUAAUGUCAAUUUGGCUUGUGACAGUAUAUUUUUAUUCACAAACGCCAACCAGAAGUCAAUCAAGCCGUUACAUAUCGUAAGAGUUUAAGAUUUGCAUGCAUCCAGAAAGUUUUCCACAGAGGUAGUAAUACUGUAGACUUGCUACAAGUCGACAUCGACCUCAUAAUUGACUUCCGCAAAUUCCUUACUCUUCAAGAAUUACUUCCUUGAAAAUUCCUUCUUUCUAAACAAAGACGAAGGACUUUGCGCAAGUCUAGUGAUACCGGUACCAAUAGGCCCAUCCAAGGUUAAAGACGCCAUCAUGAAUCUAAUGUUUUCACCAUUGUGUUUGCACCCCCUGCAAAUUUACCUACGGGGAAUUCCAUUGUUUUUGCACCUCUUGCGCUAUUGUGUUCCAUUAUAGCGUCGGAAGGAUAGUUGAGAGUCGAAAAUCUCCGAAAAAAUCUCCGAGCAAUAACGGUAAUUGCGUUUCGAAACGGCGAAAUAAUUUAUUUAUUCUGGCAGUUCAAAACCAAACCAUCGCAGGUUUUUUCCAUCUACAAAAACCCAUCUGUUACUUCUAACUGUUAGUUCUAUCGAUAGUUCCAUACCGUAAUGUGAAGAAACCAGUAAGAAACCAGUCGAGAGCCUAGCCUUAGGAUAUGUUUUCCUUCUUUACAAAAAAAACUACUAUUUUUUUUUCUCUAUUAAGAUUUCCCAACGCAAGUAAUGCAGAGAUCAGCGUGAGAUUGGGACAUAUUUGGAAUGAACUGCCAAGUGAUGAACAAAAACCUUACUUUGACGAAGCUGGUGAGUUGAAGGAGAAACACAAACACGAAAAUCCCAACUGGGUUUAUCAACCACGACCUGGCAAGAAAUGUCGCAAGGCUCUUUUCACUUCAACUACAUCUAAGAGUCAACCUACUUCGCCUGUAGCUCGGAGGAUUAUCGCGAAAGGCUACGAUCGACCGAUUCAUCCACGAAGUGCCCCGAAUUCACCGGCCGUCAAACGGCCAUUGUGGCUUCCGAGGAAAACGGACUUGUCGGAGGAGGAACUACAAUCAAGAAUUGUGGAAGAUUUAUUGGACGACGAAGUACACGAAAACGCGGAAGAGGAAGGCACAGGGAAUCCAACGAUGGACAGAUAUAUUGAUGAAUGGUUAAGUCCAAAGAGAACAAAAAGAGACGAAAAUGAACUCUGUUUAAUGAACGACGCCAUGUUGCCUGCAGUCAAUGAUGAUGAACAAAACAUUCUGGAAGAGGAGACUCGCUGUGAUGGCAGGGAUUUUGAAAAAUACAUCAAGCAGUUGAAAACUGAACGCAAUAAUUUCACAAAACUUGAGAAUAAUAUCAGCAAUUUAGAGGAAGAUGAUGAAAUUGAAUGCGCAUGA
Messenger RNA from Paramuricea clavata, 5252 nucleotides. The record is from the annotation of a GenBank genome assembly. NCBI's taxonomy places the organism in Eukaryota, Metazoa, Cnidaria, Anthozoa, Malacalcyonacea, Plexauridae.